UCUCCUAGCUGUGAGGUCUGCGCGCUAACCACUAGACCGCCGUGCCGCCCUCACUUGGAAAUAUUGUUUGGAAAAUGUGUGAAUUUGCGGGAACAAAUUAGUUUGAAGCUUCCACCAGGACUGAAGAUGGACGCAGCAACCAUCACCUGAGCAUGUCACCGUGGAGAAGAAGUGGAAUGAUAUCCUUGAGCGGUGUUAUAUACUGUACCAGGAAAUAUGGAUGGCGUGUUGUUGUGUGAGUCACAUGACAUAGCCAUGUUCAUGAAUAUAUAUAUUGUCCCUUAUGAUAUUUCACCAUCCAGCCACGCCGCAUCAUGAAGCUGCCAAACAGGACCAUGAAAUCAACAAAUAUCAAUUCUUAAUCAUCAACUGCAAUCCUCCUCCUCCUCGAUCUGCCAAUGUACGCCAUGCGUGCUCCAUUCCAGCGCUGCAGUUCUUUGAUAGCAGGUCGGACUGGUCCGACCACGUCCAAAUCUCAGCAGCGGGACGUUGAAGUAGGCGUCCUCGCUGUCAGUGUUGCAUAUUUGCCAGCAGCAGCCGCCGGGACGCACGCGUCUUGUCUGUAUUGUUGGCGCUCCGUGGACGUCCUGAGAAGAGUCAUGGAAAGACAGGUACGCAUGACCAUGACCCACCUGGGGGUCCAGGAGGAACAUCGCAGAGAGCCAGCAGACACCAGCGAGGAGCAGUUCCUUAAAGGUCUUUACCUUUUCAUGAAGAAGCGAGAUACUCCCAUAGAGAGGAUCCCUCAUCUGGGUUUCAAGCAAAUUGAUCUAUAUGUCAUGUUCAAGACGGUCAGAAGCUUGGGAGGCUACCACCAGGUGACAGCCCAGCAGCUUUGGAAGCAAGUCUACAACUCGCUGGGGGGGAACCCACGCAGCACGAGCGCAGCCACCUGCACCCGCCGCCACUACGAGAAGCUGCUGCUGCCGUAUGAAUGCCACCUGAAGGGGCAGCUGAUGAGUGUCAUACCGCCACAUGCCAUCGAGCGCUUCCGUUACCAUGGCUACAGCCCAGAGGACAGCAUCGUCGACGGUCCGAGACCCGCCAAACGCAAGCUCAUGUCAAUGCCGCUGCACCACCAGAACCAUGCCAACCUCCAUCCGGGCCCCCUUCAGAGCCUCUUUCCUCUACCGUUCCGACAUCCGCACUACUACCACCCGAGCCACUCAGUUCUGCCCCCCUACGUCCCCGUGCCAGCCUCGGUUCUGGCAUCACACGGCCAACCGACAGCUCCCCCACCCAAAUUCCCUUUCCCCCCAUGUGGUCCCAACCCAACAGAGCGGGUGAAGGAGCCACUGGAGCAUUUGCGCUACCUGGCAGAACAGUACAAGACUUCGUCUGGCCUCGGGGAGCCCCUCAACCUUAGCAUCAAAGCACAGAGCCAGAGGAGCGACAAGAACCCGAAGUCGUCCUUCUCACUGCCCUCGCUCAGCAAAACCCCAAAGUUCCUAAACACGCCGUCCUCGUUGUACACGCCACAAUACCCGCCGGGGUCAAAGAAAGAAGGCGGCAGAAAGCCGGAUGAUGGAACGGUGGCGUACCAUUCCAAGUCGAGGGAUGACCCAGUCGUGGACCUGACCUCCAUGAGCAGCCCAGAGUACAAGCAAACCUCAACAGAGGGCAGAAAUCAGACGGAGGAGCAAGUGGAGAAUCCAGAAGGAAGGAGGUUCAGCCUGCCUUCCCAAAACAACAACAACAAGAUGGAGAUCGAGAUCCCUCUGUCCGUAUUCCACAACUGGCUGCAGCUGUACGGCCCCUCGGGGGAGCCAAGUGACACGAAGCAGCUACCUCGCCCCCUGCAGGCGGAUCAGGAGGUGCAUCGGAGCAAGGACAUGCCAACCAAUCUAUCAUUUCACCUCCACCCCCGCCAGCACGGCACCACGAUCCAAGAUGGGAGCGUGGAGAACACAGAAGCACCAAGCCCGAGGUCGAGUCAGCACAUCCCGAAGCGCCAUCACUGCAGCAGCCGCCUUAGCGACCCCGCCGCCUCCGUGGUGGCUUCCCAGCAGGGAACAUCGUCUUCACGCGGCACCAAACCCCCAACCUACUGGGAAGCUCUCGCGAAGGAGAGACCCCAGAGCCCCGUCGCUGCUCCGCAAGACCUCACAGUAACGACGAGCCGCCGUGGCGAGGCCGACGCGGUGAGUCCGAAGGCGGCCGAAUCGAGACUCCCGUCGUCGUCUUUGCUGAUGAUGAAUUCUGGCUCCGCCUCCAUGUUGCAGCUCACCAGUGAGGAGGUGAUGAAGCUGAAGAAGAUCAUCUCAAACUCAUGAUGGACACUACCAUGUUUCCACCUCGCCUUUUUUUUUUUCCCAUCUGGCCAAUGACCUCGUUCGAUUGAACGCAGUAAAUCAGCGAUUUACACCAAAUGUAAAAACUGUUCAAUUGCUAGCAUAAAUUCCCCUUCUGUUAUUCAUUUCAUAUGAACGUGUGGGAAUGUAACAUGUAUGAAUAAAUGUUCACAGCUAAUCUUCA
This is a messenger RNA of Doryrhamphus excisus (bluestripe pipefish), 2475 nucleotides long. It is a transcript of the gene arid6, whose product is annotated as AT-rich interaction domain 6. Gene Ontology annotation, cellular component: nucleus. Gene Ontology annotation, biological process: regulation of transcription by RNA polymerase II. Gene Ontology annotation, molecular function: transcription cis-regulatory region binding. The record is from RefSeq and is a predicted model, not a curated record. NCBI's taxonomy places the organism in Eukaryota, Metazoa, Chordata, Actinopteri, Syngnathiformes, Syngnathidae.